CACGCACACGCACCCACCCACCCACACAUCGCAAGAGCCCCGCGAGCACUGCCGAGCCCAGUCUGCAUUCUAGCUACACCGUGAGUCCGUGACAGAUACCGACUCCAUCCAUCGAUGGCGGCGGCCGGGACCGGGAGGAAGCAGCAGCUGGCGGUCGCCGUCGUCGCGCUGGUGGCCAUGCUGCUGGUGGCGGCGGCCACCGCCCAGGACUGCGGCGUCAGCGGGGACACGCUGAACAAGUGCCUGUCCUACUGCGCGUACGGCGGCAACGCCAACGCCAACGCCUGCUGCGGCCCGCUCAGGAACGCCAACUUCGACUGCGUUUGCCGCAACUACUGGGGCAAGCUCCAGUCCAACCGUUACUACGCCAACUGCGUCUACAAGAUCAAGUCCAGGUGCGGCAUCAACAGGUCGUGCUAGCCAGGGGCCGGGACCCAUCGAUCGGAGCCACCAGCAGCGCCCAUUGUUGUGUCCGGUGAUCCCCUUGUAUUCUUGUGUUGCCUUGGGGUCGUUGUUAGUUACUCCUAUCUCUGAUCUUGAUGAUCAUCUAUCUACCUAGCUGAUCCACGCGCGGCUACCGAACCGCCGGAUCGAUCGUCCACUCCUGUGCUAGCUCUAUACACAUGCGUCAUGUGUGUCCUCUUUGCUUUUAUUUGUGAUUUUAUUACGUCUCUCCUGUUCAUGAUCAGUGGAAGUACGUCGUGCGAACAAUUGUGUACUGGAUGUAUCUGCAGUCUUCUGGUUAGUUGCGGCUCCACCGAGCUGCAUUCUGUGACAA
This is a messenger RNA of Panicum hallii, 778 nucleotides long. RefSeq names its product non-specific lipid-transfer protein Cw18-like. Gene Ontology annotation, molecular function: fatty acid binding. Gene Ontology annotation, biological process: systemic acquired resistance. NCBI's taxonomy places the organism in Eukaryota, Viridiplantae, Streptophyta, Magnoliopsida, Poales, Poaceae. The record is from RefSeq and is a predicted model, not a curated record. The transcript has a single exon. Bases 115 to 420 code for a protein of 101 amino acids.